Molecule: messenger RNA, 618 nt
Organism: Nymphaea colorata (pocket water lily)
Lineage: Eukaryota; Viridiplantae; Streptophyta; Magnoliopsida; Nymphaeales; Nymphaeaceae
Product: 30S ribosomal protein S31, chloroplastic
Exons: 3
Coding region: 73-444 (123 amino acids)
Biological process (GO): plastid translation
Cellular component (GO): ribosome; plastid
Source: RefSeq, a predicted model, not a curated record
CCUUUGCUCAUCUACUCUAUCCACUUGUUGAGGUUGUGACCGCGCUGAGUUCAGAGGAACAGAGAAGGAGCAAUGGCGCUCGCGCUGGUCGGAAACCUUCUCUCUAUGCCCACCCAUCGCCACCUUCCCGACAUUUCUUCUCUCUCUAUCACAAGGCAUUCUACUGUGGGAUUCCCCGUCUCCUCUCCGUCAUCAUCUUCUCUCUCUCUCGUCGUUUCUCCCCUUCCUCAAACCCACCAUCUUGUGUACUGUGGUCGUGGGGAUAAGAAGACCGCCAAAGGGAAACGUUUCAGACACUCAUAUGGCAAUGCGAGGCCCAGAAACAAGAAGAAAGGGAGAGGGCCUGCGAGGCCGCCCACCACCCCAGCGCCGCCAAGGAAGGACCGCUUCGAUGAUGGGGAGAUCAUCAAGAUUGAACUGGACGAGUCUUUGUUCUCUAACUAGAAAUUGUUUCUGUUCGAUGCCCUAGUCGGCCUUUAUGCACUUUGUAUUCCUUUCUCUUUUCCUUGUAGAUCGACUGCGAACUCUUCUUUGGGAGUAAUCCCUCAUGCUUUACUGGUACUGUUUGAUGAAUUUUGCUUUUGGAAGAAGUAUUGGUUGCAUACAGGCAUUUGCUUA